UAAACCGUUAAGUGUUCAGAGCAAUAAGCCGAUACUGUGCUGUAUUAUGUUUGAGUAACAUGUUUACGCAAUACAACAAUAUCGAUAUGUUAGUGUACCGUUCGCCUCUCGCAACGUUCGACAAAUGUUUGGAGAGCUGGACAUUAAAUCGUGUACUCCCAAAUGCUUCUAAUCUGGCUGGUCCUCAUCCCAUCAGUGGCGGCCUUCGUUUGCAAAAGCGCCUGCGAAUUAUGCGCGAUGGGCACUAACCAGGAUUCCGCCGCCUGUGCUCUGUGCAGGGAUUGCAAGAGUUCCGAAAAUCGUCGCAUGAUGGAUUUCACCCAUAGAAAACCAACUCUAAGCGACCAGCAGAAGGAAGAUUUGAAAGAAUUAGAGAAAUUAGAGUUCAAAAAGGUCAUGCAGGAAUACGGAUUGAAGCCGGAGGACCUGAUAGAUGACAAUGACGCUAUGGAGUGGACUCCUAAUCUUAGGCAGCAAACUGAUCCCACCCCUUGCGACAUAGGGCCAUUCACAAAAAGCUGCUUUAUUACAAAUUCGAGGGAGCCGCAGGAGACGAAGAAGGAGGAUGAGGAUGAGGACGCGAACGAGAGUCCGACAAACAGUGGCAAGGAUGAGUUACUGACAGGCAAAACAAAGACAAAGACUAAAGCGAAAGGCAAAGAGCAAAGGUAUAAAAAAAAUUGCCUUAACAACUGCUCUCCACCAGUCACUCCCAGGAGGCCUAGGACUGCUAGGCCUACGAGUACGCGUUGCCCGCCUGUCACGCCUUGUAAGAACGCCUUGAAGAUGAUCACACAACAAGGACAAUCAAGCUCGACGUUAUCACCUUAUGCGUACAUUUUAAACAAUGUAGUAACUCUGAGUGACUCGGACUACGAUUUAAAUGACCAAGGUUGUCCUACCCAGCCCAUUUGCUCUGAUGACAAAGACUAUGAAAUGCGAGUAACAAAAAGGGAAUCCGUCCGUCCGACGAAGAUUAUCACGAAAACUUGGUGUCCCGAGAAACUGUUUAAGAUGCUAACCACAAGUACCACAACACCACCUUGUGUGCCUUGUAUGCCUUUUUGUCAGCUACCUUGCGUGAUAAUGCCACAAACACCCUUUCUACCAACUCAAGAGACUCUGACAGAAAAAUACACAAACGAGAGAAGUGAAGAAAACAACCCAAUCCUACCAAAAGAAGAAAUGACUAAAACAUCGAGUGUAGGAACGACGAAAGACUACAUUUACGUAUAUGUAGGCGUUCCAAAAGAUGUGAAACAUUUACGUAAAGGCUGAACACGCAAAAUUAUGAAUUUCUUUUUAAUAUACACUGAUUUAAACUUU
Molecule: messenger RNA, 1326 nt
Organism: Cydia splendana
Lineage: Eukaryota; Metazoa; Arthropoda; Insecta; Lepidoptera; Tortricidae
Exons: 5
Coding region: 163-1278 (371 amino acids)
Source: RefSeq, a predicted model, not a curated record